Oryzias melastigma (Indian medaka) is the source of this 1374-nucleotide messenger RNA. RefSeq names its product E3 ubiquitin/ISG15 ligase TRIM25-like. NCBI's taxonomy places the organism in Eukaryota, Metazoa, Chordata, Actinopteri, Beloniformes, Adrianichthyidae. The transcript has a single exon. The record is from RefSeq and is a predicted model, not a curated record. Gene Ontology annotation, molecular function: zinc ion binding. Bases 103 to 1359 code for a protein of 418 amino acids.
AUUGGCUGAAUUCACAGCAAUAACAUCUGAUGGUAGGAUCAGAGUCCAACUGGAUUUUGAGGAAGAGAUACUCACACCGUCUUUGUGUCUCCAAGAGGAGAAAUGGCGCAGAAAGGAGUUGAUCUGGAUCAAGAAACCAUCAGCUGUUCCAUCUGUCUGGAUCUGCUGAAGGAUCCGGUGACUAUUCCCUGUGGACACAGCUACUGCAUGAAGUGUAUUCAAAGAAACUGGGAUGAAGAGGAGAUAAUCCACAGCUGUCCUCAGUGCAGGAAGACCUUCACACAGAGGCCUGUUCUGGUGAAAAGCACAGUGUUAGCAGAUUUAGUGGAGCAGCUGAAGAAGACUGGACUCCAAGCUGCUCCUGCUGAUCACUGCUAUGCUGGACCUGGAGAUGUGUCCUGUGACGUCUGCUCUGGAAGAAAACUGAAAGCCAUCAAGUCCUGUUUGAACUGUCUGGCCUCUUACUGUGAGAAACACCUUCAGCGUCAUUUGGAUGUAGCUCCAUUAAAGAAACACAAGCUGGUGGAACCCUCCAAGAACCUGCAGGAGAACAUCUGCUCCAUUCAUGAUGAGGUGAUGAAGAUGUUCUGCCGCACUGAUCAGAAGUGUAUCUGUUACCUCUGCUCUGUGGAGGAACACGAGGGACAUAAAAUAGUCUCAGCUGCAGCAGAAAGGACUGAGAGGCAGAGAGAUCUGGAGGAGAGUCAACAACAAAUCCAGCAGAGAAUCCAGGACCGAGAGAAAGAGGUGAAGCUGCUUCAACAGCAGCUGGAGGCCAUCAAUCACUCUGCUGAUCAAACCGUGAAGGACAGUGAGGAGAUCUUCACUCAGAUGAUCCAUCUCAUCCAGAAAAGAAGCAGUGAUGUGAAGCAGAAGAUCAGAUCCCAGCAGCAAACUGAAGUGAGUGGAGUCAAAGAUGUUAAGGAGCAGCUGGAGCAGGAGAUCACUGAGCUGAAGAGGAGAGACGCUGAGCUGAAGCAGCUCUCACUCACAGAGGAUCACAGCCAGUUUCUGCUCCACUACCCCUCACUGCCACCACUCAGAGAGUCCACACACUCAUCCAGCAUCAACGUCCGUCCUCAGAGAUACUUUGAGGAUGUGACAGCAGCUGUGUCUGAGCUCAGAGGCAUACUGCAGGACAUUCUGAGAGAGUCACUGACAGCCACUCAUGUGGAUGUUUCACUGCCAGAACCAGAACCAAAGAGCAGAGCUGACUUCUUAAGCUAUUCACGCCAAAUCACACUGGAUCCAAAUACAGCAAGAAAACCAGUGAUCCAGGUAAGAAGAAAAAGAAUUGUGAGACAGAUACAACGACUUCCGUCUUAUUCUGAUCAUGCAGAAGAAGAUGCUACUUCCUGAUUGUUUGCUAUACAA